UGUAAACCUUGUACAGAAAGAUAAUACAUGUAGGUAAGAGAGGGGAGGGAGAGGGGACAUUGGACUCUCCGAGAAGUGGUUUGGGGCUGUGUUACUUAUGGAGAGCUGUGCCAGCCUGCUGUAAAUGUGCUGUACAGAUGGGAGCCAGGAGGUCAAGGCAAAGUCAGGAAGAAGAAAGGAGUUUGCAUGGCACUGCAGCAUGGCAUUCCCAUCCCCCAGCCCCCCUCCUCUCAUAUUGUUGUGACUGCACCUGCUGCAUGUGACCAGCGGGCACUGGAGGCAGCCGCAGCCACAGCUACAGUGACGAGGCAACUGCAGCCCUGCCUGCUCGUGCCCAGCCCUCAUUGAGAAAAGAGGAGAGGAGCGAGUGGAGGGGGUGAAGCUCCCCGCCAAAUUACCUGCUCCAGAGGACCCAAGCAGCCUCUGGAAUGAGCACUGGACUCUUCUGACGUAUGGAUUCCCAGGGGAGUUUGAAGACUGAAGGGGAAAAGGAGAAGCCUGCAGAGCGCAUCAGAACACAAGGGGUGCUGUCAAAGGAACGGAGAAGUCCUUGGAGAGGAAUCCAUCAAGCACAAAAAUGCUUUCUGGAGAAAGGGCCAUUAUUUUUCUCCCCUUUAUGCUCAGAUGAAAGAAGCCAGCAAGGACAGUCCUGACGUGUUCCUCAGGGGCCUCUCUGUCGUGGUUGGGUUUCCCCCUUGUGCACUGGGCUAUCUGCUGACCUCUGCAAAGGAAUCCUAGUCCAGCUGAGAAGACAGUACUUCAUGAUGAUGAUAAUAGUAGUGAUGAAACCGGUGCCUGCUGUUUGAGUGGCAAGUGCAGCUUGCUUGCUGCAAUUUUCCUGUGACAUUCAGGAAUGUCUACAGAAACCUAAAGGAAAAGACCUUUAAAACUCGCCAGAUUAGGCAGAAGAAAGGGAAGUUGAUUUUAAAAAUGAGUAAAUGAAAUGUAAUAACUUACUCCUAAGCCUGAGCCUGGAUGAUCACAACCUUGGAGUUUUAAGAAUCGGCACUUCAAAUCUAACAAAUAAGCAAAGAUGUGAGGGAGGGGCUGUGGGGUUUUGCACAGAGGCAGAUUUUAAAGAAGCCUGAAGCUGUCUCAAGACCUGGGGCUUGUAUGAUGCCUGAAGACAGAAAUUCUGGGGCACGCCCCUCAGGUGCCUUAGCGUCAUCUCCUUUCAUCCCAAAAACUACAUACAGAAGAAUCAAACGGUGUUUUAGUUUUCGGAAAGGCAUUUUUGGACAGAAACUAGAAGACACUGUCCGCUACGAGAAGAGAUAUGGCAACCACUUGGCUCCGAUGUUGGUGGAACAAUGCGUGGACUUCAUCCGACAAAGGGGGCUGAAAGAGGAGGGUCUCUUCCGGCUGCCAGGGCAGGCCAAUCUGGUGAAGGAGCUUCAGGAUGCAUUUGACUGUGGAGAGAAGCCAUCAUUUGACAGCAACACGGACGUGCAUACAGUGGCAUCCCUCCUUAAAUUGUAUCUCCGGGAACUUCCAGAACCGGUGGUUCCUUAUGCGAAGUAUGAAGAUUUCUUGUCAUGUGCCAAACUGCUCAGCAAGGAAGAGGAGGCCGGUGUUAAGGAAUUAGCCAAGCAGGUGAAGAGUUUGCCAGUGGUCAAUUACAACCUCCUAAAGUACAUUUGCCGAUUCUUGGAUGAAGUACAGUCCUAUUCUGGAGUUAACAAAAUGAGUGUGCAGAACUUGGCAACUGUCUUUGGUCCUAAUAUCUUGCGUCCCAAGGUGGAAGAUCCUUUGACUAUUAUGGAGGGUACCGUGGUGGUGCAGCAGUUGAUGUCAAUGAUGAUUAGCAAACAUGACCGCCUUUUCCCAAAAGACGCAGAACUGCAGAGCAAGCCCCAAGAGAGUGUGAGCAACAACAACAAUGAAAUCCAGAAAAAAGGUGCCAUGGGUCAGUUACAGAACAAGGAAAACAAUAACACCAAGGAGAGCCCCGGCAGGCAGUGUUCUUGGGACAAGCCCGAGUCUCCCCAAAGAAGUAGCAUGGAAGAUGGGUCUCCCACGGCUGUAUCGGGCAGCAAAACCAGCAGCCCAAGGAACAGCGCACAUAAGCUGGAUGUCUCCAGGAGCCCGCCUCUCAUGGUGAAAAAGAACCCAGCUUUCAAUAAGGGGAGCGGAAUAGUCACCAACGGGUCCUUCAGCAGCAGUAAUGCCGAAGGUGGGGAGAAGACCCAAAGCACCCCCAAUGGGAGCUUACAGGCUAGAAGGACCUCUUCCCUGAAGGGGUCUGGUACCAAAAUGGGCACGCACAGUGUCCAGAAUGGAACUGUGCGCAUGGGCGUUCUGAACAGUGACAGCCUGGGGAACCCUGUGAAUGGCAGAAGCAUGAGCUGGCUGCCCAACGGCUAUGUGACCCUGAGGGACAACAAGCAGAAAGAACAAGGCGGAGAGUCUGGCCAGCACAACCGGCUCUCCACCUACGAUAACGUCCACCAGCAAUACGCCAUGAUGAACCUUGAAGACAAGCAGAGUGUGGACAGCGCCACCUGGUCCACCUCCUCCUGCGACAUCUCCCUCCCUGAGAACUCCAACUCCUGUCGCUCCUCCACCACCACCUGCCCAGAGCAAGACUUCUAUGGUGGGAAUUUUGAGGACCCUGUUUUGGAUGGGCCCCCGCAGGACGAUCUUUCCCACCUUGGGGACUGUGAAAACAAAAGUGACCGAAGAAGCAUGGGAGGUCGAAGUAGUCGGGCCACCAGCAGCAGCGACAACAGUGAAACGUUUGUUGGGAACAACACAGGCAACCACAGUGCCCUGCACAGUUUAGUUUCCAGCCUGAAACAGGAAAUGACCAAACAGAAGAUAGAAUAUGAAUCCAGGAUAAAGAGCUUAGAACAGCGAAAUUUAACUUUGGAAACAGAGAUGAUGAGCCUCCACGAUGAGCUGGAUCAGGAGAGGAAGAAGUUCACAAUGAUAGAGAUCAAAAUGCGCAAUGCCGAGCGAGCCAAAGAGGAUGCUGAGAAAAGAAAUGACAUGCUACAGAAAGAAAUGGAGCAGUUUUUUUCCACAUUCGGGGAGCUGACUGUGGAACCCAGGAGAACGGAGAGAGGAAACACGAUAUGGAUCCAAUGAGCCUGCUUUCCCCCACUGUCUUCGAUGGCUCUGGGAAGGACAUGGGAGGUCUGGUGGAAUCCUACGGGGGAUCAGGUGGCUGGUCACCUGAUUGUACAGAGCACUAAUGGGUGAAGGAGUUAUCAUUUCCAGGCAUUAACCAUCCAUAUUUGCAAUGUGUACCAAAGUUAUACCAUGCCUCAUAAUGCUACUGUCAAGUGUUACAACUGGAUAUGUGUAUAUAGAAUAGUUUUUAAAAGUGAACUAAAAAUGAGACGUGUAUCUCAAGAAUUAUUUUAUUGCAAGUCUUGUAUUUAAAAUGUUAAUAUGUUGUUGCAAUUUAGCUUGCUUUCAAGCUCCACCCCUUGCACUUAACAUAAGCUAUUUUUGGCAUUGUCUUAUCAUUGCUUAUUUUAUAGAUCACUAUUUUUAUUUCCCCUUUUUUUGCUGAAGAAAUGAAGAUAAGCAGAAAUAUAAAUAUAUAUAUAAAGAUAUAUGAGUUAUUAAAAUCAAAAGAAUUCUUGGUGGCUGUGCUGUUUGUGCCAAUAGAUCUUACCAUGACCAAAAAGAGAAAUGUAAAUAGUUUUAUAAACUACAGUUGAAUCACCAGGGACCUCAAAGUUGCUCCUUCAACUCUGCUCCUGGUUCCACUUGCUUUGCUUUGUGAGAUGAUUUUACACAGGCACUUGGAGGUGGUCUAAGAACAGUCUCUUUCCCAUGCCUCUGUCUGCCUCACCAGCUGUGAUGUGCAUCUCCUAAGCAGGAUGUUACAUACAGGCCACAGAGUGAUGGCAUAUGAACACUCCUUAUUAGUUGUCCUGUUCUGCUGGACCAACUCUAACUGCUGAAUGGUCCAUAGGUAAAUUCUUCCUGCCAUACAGACACUGGGAAGCAAUACUUGCUAACUAAACCACGCCAGUGUAAAGUAUUCUUCCCUUAACAAACCUCUCCCUUUGUCCCCAACAACUACUGAUGGGGAUUCGAGCAGUUACAUGGUAUGACCAAGUCCCUCUUGGUAAAAGUGGUGGAGCAAGUACAAUUUAAUAACAUUUUUCUCCCACUCAUGAGGGCCACUACCAUCUGGGAUUCUCUGCACUACAACUUGCAGUAAGGAGAUGAUGAUGAUGAUGGAGGGCAGGGGACCAAGAGGAAGAAGAAAAUUUGAAUAUUUUGUUUUUGGUUUUAACUGUCAUGUUUCUUGUUAAAACAUAUUCACUCAUGAUGAUUGUAAAACACGGAUGGUGAACAGUCCAAUUUUGAUGCUUUGCUGAACGUCUGUAAUGCUGAUAGUGAGCAAGAGACAUCCAGGAAUCUCUGGAUUCGGAGUUUGGCUAAAACAAUUCCUCACACUUCAGUAAGACAAUGAUAUUUGAGAAGCCAAGUAAUUAACUCUCACAUCAGAAUGAAAGGUCACAAAAGGUUUAAUCAGAAAUAAAGUCUACUUUAGUUGAUGGAA
Messenger RNA from Ochotona princeps (American pika), 4522 nucleotides. It is a transcript of the gene ARHGAP24, whose product is annotated as Rho GTPase activating protein 24. Gene Ontology annotation, molecular function: GTPase activator activity. Gene Ontology annotation, biological process: activation of GTPase activity; negative regulation of ruffle assembly; signal transduction. The record is from RefSeq and is a predicted model, not a curated record. Bases 1114 to 3087 code for a protein of 657 amino acids. Gene Ontology annotation, cellular component: focal adhesion. NCBI's taxonomy places the organism in Eukaryota, Metazoa, Chordata, Mammalia, Lagomorpha, Ochotonidae. The transcript has 7 exons.